AUGGCGUGUUCAACUUGGAAGUAUCAAGUCUUCUUUUUGUUCUGUUUGAUCUUGCAUUCUCAACUUCCCUUUCCAUCGUCUCUUUCUUCUUCCUUGUCUUCAAUGCAACCUUGCUCUGCUCUACUCCAUUUUAAUAGGUCUAUUUCUCUUAAAAAAUCUGUUUCUGCCUCACUUUCUUCUUAUCCUAAAACAACCAGUUGGCAUGAGGAUAAGCACUGUUGCACUUGGGAUGGGGUCGAGUGUGACAAAAACACAAGCCUUGUGGUUGGCCUGGACCUUAGUUCCAGCUGGCUUUAUGGCAACUUUCUUUCUAACAGUACCCUGUUUUUUCUUCCCAAUCUCAGGAGGUUGAACCUCGCUGACAAUAGCUUCAAUCACUCCCUAUUUCCUUCUGAGUUUGGCAACUUUAAGAGUUUGACUCAUCUCAACCUUUCUUAUUCCGCAUUUUCUGGCCAAAUCCCGUUUGAAAUCUCUCAGUUGUCUUCACUGGUUUCACUUGAUCUUUCUAAGAAUCGCCUGUUAAUCGAAGCUCCAGUAUGGAAAAGAGUCAUUGGUAACCUAACUCAGUUAAGGGAACUUCUUCUGGAUUCCACAAAUAUGUCCUCAAUUAGACCUAAUUCUUUGAUGAAUCUAUCCUCCUCUUUGACAACUCUUAGUCUCCGCUACUGUGACUUACAGGGAAAACUCGAAAAUAACAUCCUUUGCCUUCCCAGUAUACAAACCCUUGAUCUAACAGGUAACUUGAACCUUGAAGGUUCUCUUUUAAAGUCUAAUUGGAGCUGUAUUUCCCUGAAUUUCUUAGCUCUCUCUGGGAGAAUGUUUUCAAGAGAAUUCCUUAAUUCCAUUGGCAAUUUGAAGUCCUUACAGCAUUUGGCCCUCCCUUAUUGCAAUAUUAUGGGGUCAAUUCCAACAUGGUUUGGGAACCUUACAAAACUUACUUAUUUGGAUCUAUCAUCUAAUAGUUUUAGCGGUUUGUUGCCAUCAUCACUAUUCAACUUGACGAAUCUCUCAACUUUAGACCUUUGGAAGAAUCAACUUGUUGGUCCCCGUCCUAGUCACAUAAGUGGUUUGAAUCUAGUUGAUCUCCAUUUAAGUUUAAAUUUCCUAAAUGUAACACUGCCAUCUUGGUUGUUUAGUAUGCCAUCUUUGGAGACUUUGUCUCUUAAUGAUAACCAAUUUGUUGGUGAGAUUGGUGAAUUCAAGUACAAUUCAUUGAAGUAUCUUGAUUUGGGUUAUAAUAAGCUACAUGGCUUUAUACCUAGGUCAGUAUCUAGACUUGUGAACCUUACUAAGCUAUCUCUCCCAUCAAAUAACUUGAGUAUUAUAUUGGGAUCUGAAAUGUUUUCAAAGCUCAAAAAUCUUGAGACUCUUGAUUUGUCAAAUAACUCAGUUAGCAUCAAUAAUAAUGCUGCCUAUUCCCUGCCCAAUCUUCAAAAUUUGUUCUUGUCUUACUCCAAUAUCAGUGAAUUCCCAAUUUUCUUAGGACUGACAACAAAUUUACAAUUCUUAGACCUUUCCAAUAACCAAAUUUAUGGUCGGGUUCCAAGAUGGUUGGGGGAUGUGGGGAAUAAUUCAUUACAUCAUGUUGAUCUUCGUAACAACUUGCUACAAGGACCAGUUCCCAUUCUAAAUUCUUCCAAUCUGCAAUUUAUCUUUUUCUCCAAUAACAGUAUAACGGGAGAAAUCCCUUCUUUAAUUUGCAAUGCAAUUAGCCUUCAAGUUUUAGACUUGUCUCAUAACAACUUAAGUGGCAUGAUUCCUAAGUGUUUGGUAAGCUCUACUACCCUCUCGGUGUUGGAUUUGCGAAGGAAUAGCAUUCAUGGUAACAUCCCUGCAAUAUUUUCCAAAGGAAAUCAUUUUAGGAAUAUUAACCUUAAUGGCAAUCAAUUGGAAGGGCCAUUGCCACAGUCUUUGGUCAAUUGUACAAACUUGGAAAUUCUAGAUCUUGGAAACAAUAAGAUAAAUGGAGUCUUCCCUUAUUGGUUAGGAAGUCUUCAAAAAUUGCAAGUUCUUGUCAUAAAUCAAACAGAUUUCAAGGUCAUAUAG
Molecule: messenger RNA, 2046 nt
Organism: Quercus lobata
Lineage: Eukaryota; Viridiplantae; Streptophyta; Magnoliopsida; Fagales; Fagaceae
Product: receptor-like protein 7
Exons: 2
Coding region: 1-2046 (681 amino acids)
Molecular function (GO): protein binding
Source: RefSeq, a predicted model, not a curated record